This is a messenger RNA of Rhipicephalus sanguineus (brown dog tick), 2040 nucleotides long. RefSeq lists its product as uncharacterized. The record is from RefSeq and is a predicted model, not a curated record. NCBI's taxonomy places the organism in Eukaryota, Metazoa, Arthropoda, Arachnida, Ixodida, Ixodidae. Bases 6 to 1400 code for a protein of 464 amino acids. The transcript has 5 exons. Gene Ontology annotation, cellular component: Ndc80 complex; kinetochore.
UCGCCAUGAGCAAGGCAACUGAGCCUGAUGGUCUUGAAACACUGCUGGAGCGGUGCUUCGGCAUCCGCGUCGCUCGUCAGGAGCUGGAGGCCCCAACGACAGCCCUGGUGAUCCGUGUCCUGCAUGGAGCCUUUAGCACCUUCGGCCUGAGUGACGUGGCUCUGGAAGUGCCUUGCUCACUACUGCCCAGUGAAGCGAUGCACAUUGAGGGCUCAAUACCUCUAGGCCACUACCUGAAGUUGAUGCAAGCUGUCUUUGAAAUGCUGGGUGUUAACGAUGUGGGCCUGCAAGACCUGACCAAUCCGAAGCCGAAACGCACUCGUCGGCUUUUCAAGAUCCUCGUCAACAAAUUGCUCCACACAACCACAGUCUUCACCAAGUACAUGGACAAGCUGCACCAGCAGCAGGCUGCCAAAGCCAAGGGAGAACAAGCCCUAGCAGAGCUCAAUGCAGUGACGGCCAAGGCCAACAAGAUGGCAACCCUGCUUCAUGACGUCGGUGAACAGGAAAAGGCAGUCGAUAGUGAGCUUCUAGCCUGUGGGGAAACACUGGCUGCCUACGCCGACAAGAAGACUGCCAUUGUGUCGGACUACCAACAGCUCAAGACAACCCUGUGUGCCUCUACCGAGGCAGUAGAGAAGGCACAGUUGCACAUUAUGGAACUUCAGGAGGCUCUGGAAGAGAAACGUGCUUCACUGUGCAGGGAUCCGCCUGCUUGGAAGGAAAAGAUUUUGACAGAUGCGGAAACACUGGCUGCCUUGGAAUCUGAAAUUGAGAAGCUGCGUUCUGUUGUGUCAGCUGUGAAUGAAAAGGUCAGCUUGGCUCCUCGCAUAAGUGAGGAGUAUAGUAAAACUUUGGACAGCAUAACUGGGAUGGAAGACCGGGCUGCAGAGGUGGAGAUGUUGCAGCAGAGGAAAGCAACCCAGGAGAAAAAGCGGAUUGAACUUGAGCAAGCGCACUACGCAUUGCAAAAGAAAGUAGAGCUCGCUGCGGAGGAGCAGAAGCGCCUCGAUGAGAGGCAGCCUUAUGAUGCUGGUCUCCAGUCCCGUGAGCAGCGCAACAAUGACGCUCGGCAGCUGCUGCAACAGCUCCAGACAGCGAUGAAGCAGACGAGAGCCAGCGCCAUUGCUAAGCUGUCCGAAAUGAAUGCAAGAAUUCCAAGCACACAGGAUGAAAUUGACAUGCGUGAGAAGACAAUGGAGCAACACGUUGCCAGAAACCAGCGAGCUUUGGACUCAAUGUUGCAUAUUAUAGAGGCUGUGGUAGAGCGCUUUGGAAGUAUUUGCAGUGAGGAUAAUCUUCCGCAGUUCUGUGAAGAUGAAGAAUCGCAGUCGAGCAGCAAGGAUGGAGAACCACAGUCAAGCAGUAAGGAUGAAGAACCACUGGCAAAUGAAACAUAGCUGUUGACUGUGCGUUUUUUUUUUGUAUUUAUUACUAUUUUAUAGCUAUUUUAUUACUGUUUAAUGUCUUUUAAUUCGUGACGUAUUUGUGCUUUGAAAUAUAGUCCCAUGUUGUACUUGCAAACAGUGACUCCUGACCUUAAUUAAGGAGUUUAUUAAUUUAGUUCACAUUCCUCUCUUGAAGCAUAUUACUGCAUGCAAGUGGUACCUUUCUUUUUGCUUAUUCUUGUGCUGCUCAUGUCGCACAUUGGGAGUGAAUUGUUCAAGGCCAACAACAGUUUCAGAUUACAAAAGUCUAAAUGUAGAGCAGUCUCUGCACAAUGUUUUGCUUUAAAGAAAGAAAAAGAGAAAAAAAAAAAACUUGUCAAUAGAAGACGGAACUGUGAACAUCUUGCUGCAAUUUUUCAGUUAUGCACAGCCCAUGGGGCAUAAAAGCGGUGCCCUGAUGUCAGCUGGCAGAUUCCCAUAGAGGGCUGCUAUUAGCUGAUAGAGAUUGUCCCGAGGCAGGACGUUUGGAUCAAUGCGUUCCUUUCUACUGUUUCUGUGUAUUAAUUGACGCAGAUAACAGUUUGUAGUAAAGAUACGAGUUGCAAGUUUUGGUCCGUGUGCAUUUUGUGCAUUGUCUGCUCGUACUAGGCGG